Molecule: messenger RNA, 396 nt
Organism: Fusarium proliferatum ET1
Lineage: Eukaryota; Fungi; Ascomycota; Sordariomycetes; Hypocreales; Nectriaceae
Exons: 2
Coding region: 1-396 (131 amino acids)
Source: RefSeq, a predicted model, not a curated record
AUGGAGCUCACCACCAUCUGCCUUACCGCUCUUAUCAUAGGUUUGCUUCUGAUUGGAAACUCGCCAAUCCAAAUGCCACGAGAAGCCUGGGGCUGUGCUCUUGCUACGGCAUUCUUUGCCGUUAUCGGAGGCGCAUCAUUCUUUGGUCAGAUCAUCCAUACGGCCCUUCCAGAGCUUCAGAAAACACAUGACACCCCCGGGGACUACUUUGAACAUCUAUCAAGGGUCUUUUAUCACGGUCGAGGCAAGUUCAGGUUCGGCAUCUGUUGUGACCGGCAGGGACAUUGUAUAUCUUGUCUUGAUCUUCGGGAUGAGGAUAUUCGUGCCCUUUUGAGAAUGUGGCACACUGGGCUCGACAGGAGAAUGAAAGAAGAUGAGCGGGGAGUCGAUUCUUAG